This is a messenger RNA of Drosophila serrata, 1800 nucleotides long. Its product is annotated as pre-mRNA-processing factor 17. Gene Ontology annotation, cellular component: catalytic step 2 spliceosome. Gene Ontology annotation, biological process: mRNA splicing, via spliceosome. Gene Ontology annotation, molecular function: mRNA binding; protein binding. NCBI's taxonomy places the organism in Eukaryota, Metazoa, Arthropoda, Insecta, Diptera, Drosophilidae. The record is from RefSeq and is a predicted model, not a curated record.
UAGAUGCUGGGCCUGCAGACGUACGGCAGCUCCUCGGAGGGCGAAUCGGACCAUGAGGACGCCGCCAAAUCACCUCCUGCGCCCGUUCCCGCUCAUUUGCUGCCAGUGGACAAGACGCACUCGAUUUCAACGGCAAUAGCGGUGUGUGCUGCUCCCACUGUGGUGCCCAUCGGGGCUUCGGCGGUGCCGCGGACCUUGGAUCCGACGCUGAAGGAGGUGUUGUACAAUCCCCGCUACGAGGAAAUGUACACGCCAGUAAAAGGACCCGAGCACCCGGACAUGACCAUGCAGCAGCGGGCGCCGCGAAACACACUGGCAGGAUAUGUGGAGAAGGCGCACAUCAACGCUUUUGAGUUCGAGAACCAACGACGCACCUUUCAUACCUACGGCUAUGCCCUGGAUCCCAGUGUGGACGAGAUGGCCGAUGGGCAGUCAUAUGUGGGAGAUCUGCAGUCCGCCUACGAUGACAACGGCAAAACAGUUUUCGAAGCGCCCAAGGCGAAAAAGCUGCGUAAGCAGGAGAAAAACGACAAUCCCGAGGACAUCGAGGGCUUUCUAGGACCAUGGGGCAAGUUUGAGAACGAGGUUUCGGUGGCCAAGCCCAACGAUCAGGAGCGAGCGGAACUGGACGAGCUGUUAUCCAAGCGGCAUAAACGAGGACGCAUUCCCGAGGACAAGCCUCUCGAGGAGAAGUCCACAUUGCACAUCAAGGAUGCCUACGACUACCAGGGCCGCUCAUACCUCCACGCUCCGCACGAUCUGGGCGUAAAUUUGCGUUCCAAUGCACCGCCACCAAAAUGCUUCCUGCCCAAGGCUCACAUACAUACCUGGACGGGCCACAACAAGGGCAUCUCCUCCAUUCGCUGGUUCCCCAAAACCGCUCAUCUGCUCCUCUCCGGCUCCAUGGACUGCCGUGUCAAGCUGUGGGAAGUGUAUGGGGAGCGACGUUGCAUUCGCACCUUCUCUGGACAUAGACAGGCCAUCAAGGACAUUGCGUGGAACAACAGGGGUACAAACUUCUUGUCUGCCUCCUACGAUCGCUACAUAAAGCUUUGGGAUGCGGAAACGGGCGAUGUGGUAUCGCGAUUCACCACCCGCAAGAUGCCUUUCUGUGUAAAGUUCCAUCCCGACAACAGCAAGCAGCACUUGUUCGUGGCCGGCACGUCCGACAAGAAGAUUAUUUGCUGGGACACUCGCAGCGGUGAUAUUGUUCAGGAGUACGACCGUCACUUGGGGUCAGUUAGCACAAUCACUUUUGUGGAUGACAACCGUCGGUUUGUAACCACUUCGGACGACAAAUCAAUGCGCAUCUGGGAAUGGGACAUACCCGUGGACAUGAAGUACAUCGCUGAUCCGACCAUGCAUUCCAUGCCGGCCGUCACCCUGGCACCCAAUGGCAAAUGGAUGGCCUGUCAGUCUCUGGACAACAAGAUUGUCAUAUUUUCUGCCCUCAACCGCUUUAAGAUGAAUCGAAAGAAGACCUUCACCGGCCAUAUGGUCUCCGGCUAUGCCUGCCAGCUGGACUUCUCGCCUGACAUGAGUUACCUGGUGUCAGGCGAUGGCGACGGUAAGUGCUACAUUUGGGACUGGAAGACGACGAAGAUGUACAAGAAGUGGCAGGCGCAUGACGGCGUCUGUAUCAGCGCCCUCUGGCAUCCGCACGAGGCCAGCAAGGUGGCUACCGCUGGCUGGGAUGGCCAGAUCAAAUACUGGGACUAAAUCCUAGUCUCAAACUAAACUCAAAAUGUAUAGUUGUAAGCCAAAACGGACGUGUAAAUUGAUUGAUUAUAUUACAUACCU